Messenger RNA from Capsicum annuum, 844 nucleotides. Its product is annotated as anther-specific protein LAT52. The record is from RefSeq and is a predicted model, not a curated record. NCBI's taxonomy places the organism in Eukaryota, Viridiplantae, Streptophyta, Magnoliopsida, Solanales, Solanaceae. The transcript is spliced from 2 exons. The coding region runs from base 115 to 621 and encodes 168 amino acids.
AAUUCAUUUUUGUUAUAAAUAGGUUCAUUUCAUUGUAAUUCAAAUGCAGUCACACAUCAGAGAAGGAGAAUAAUAAGUUAAAAAACAUACAAAACACAAAAAUAAAAAUAAGCAAUGGCAAAAGCUAUUGUUCUCCUCUCUGCCCUUUGCAUUUUGGCUAUUGCCAAUUUUGCUGUCGCUGAGCCUGAAGUCUUCAAUGUCGAAGGCAAUGUAUUUUGUGACACAUGCCGUCUUGGUUUCGUCACCCCACUUAGCGAUGCCAUUGAAGGUGCCACGGUGCGCUUGCAAUGCAGAGACAUGGCAACAUACAAAGAGAAAUUCACAACCGAAGGCAAAACAGAUGCUACGGGCAAAUAUUCAUUGAGAGUUGAAGGUGAUCAUGAAAAUGACAUCUGUGAGGUUACUUUAGUAAAAAGCCCAAAGGAAAAUUGUGCAGAAAUUGUAUCAGAUUUGGUUAGUAGCAGAAUUGUUUGCAGUAAAAAUGUUGGCAUGCACAAUGCUGUCCGUUUUGCUAAUCCACUUCUCUUCCAUAAAGACAAACCAGUCCAAGGUUGUAGAGAACUUAUUGAGAAAAUGGAGCUUGUUGACCUAAUGCUUCUUGAAAAUGACGAAAAAAAUUAAAAGAGAGAAUACAUAUAUACUUUUUGCUCCUUUUAUACAUUUCAACAUGUUUUUUAAAAAAAAAAAAAAAAAAAGAAGAGAAGAGAAAAUAUUUUUUGUUGAUUUCUUCCUGAAUGUGUAACUCUCAUGGAAAACAAAAUUGUUUUCCAUGAAUCUCAUAUGAGAAGAUCAAUAAUGGCUUCUUAGAAAUUUUUGUAUUUUAAUAAUAUGGAGUUGAUCAUUA